AUGUUUCAAUUUUCAAUAGCUCAGAAUGAACGAACACAUUAUGGUUUUUGUAAUGCAGUUGGUGCAACACUUUGUGUCGAAAAUAAUCUAAACGAAAUAGUAACAGGUGCCAAUAUUAUCAUUGAUACACUUGUUGAAAUUGAAAAACAAAUUAUGGCUACCGAAAAAUCAAGUAACGUAUUCAAAGGACACAUUGAAGAAGUAAAGAAACAAAUUACUGCUCGUCUACCUACGCAUCAUUAUUCAAAUCGAUUCAUUAAUCAGAAUAAUAUUAAUCAAACUGAGUUAAUCCAUUUACUUGAAGAAAAUCAUAAUGCCAUGAUUUUCUAUUAUUAUUCAAUCAAAAAUAUUCUCAAUCUUGAUCAUUUAUUUCGAUAUAAGAUUACGGAUUUAUUGAGAGCGAUUCUCUUAAUCUUGAAAGAUGAUGUCAUCUGUAAUUAUCAACUUGUGUUGCGUAUUUAUUCAAAUAAUCAGUUUUUUUCUUAUCAAAUCGAUCAAGAUCCAUUCAAAGAAAUCUCAUUGGUAACAGCACCAUCGGUCUUGCAUAAUGUUUAUUCAAUAAUCAUUUCACGAGAAUUGAAACAUUGGAUGAGCCGAACCGAAACCCUUAUCAAGAGUCUCAAAUGGAAAUUCUUUUAA
Rotaria sp. Silwood2 is the source of this 639-nucleotide messenger RNA. The record is from the annotation of a GenBank genome assembly. NCBI's taxonomy places the organism in Eukaryota, Metazoa, Rotifera, Eurotatoria, Philodinida, Philodinidae.